Messenger RNA from Helianthus annuus (common sunflower), 579 nucleotides. RefSeq lists its product as uncharacterized. The transcript has a single exon. The record is from RefSeq and is a predicted model, not a curated record. Bases 1 to 579 code for a protein of 192 amino acids. NCBI's taxonomy places the organism in Eukaryota, Viridiplantae, Streptophyta, Magnoliopsida, Asterales, Asteraceae.
AUGCCCAUGUGGUGCCAUCUGUUUAUCCAAACUUUCACGGGAGCUGCUCGCGCCUGGUUCGACAGCCUCCCACCAGGAAAGAUCAAGUCAUGGGUUGAUUUCAGAACACAGUUUGUGAACCACUUCAGUCAGCAGAGACGUUACCGGCGUGACACAGCUGAGGUAACGGACAUUUGGCGCAGAGAGAACGAAGGUUUAGAAGAUUUCAUCACUCGCUUUAACAAAGAGUGUUUGGAAAUUGGUGGUGUAAGUGAACAACUCAUGCGCGCUCACUUCAAGAAAGCCAUUCGUUGCGAUAGUCUUAUCAGGACUAUCACAGGAAAAGAUGGAAUGCCCAAGGAGUGGGAUAAACUCAUGGAAGCUGUGAAAAUCGUUGCGCAAACUGAAGAAUCACUGGCCGGUAGUAAGAACGCUUAUACUGAAGAUCGAUUUUCCAAGGGAAGCUCGUGCGACAACAAUAGACGGAACAAAGGAAAAAACCCUGGAUGGAAAGCCAACCACUCCAGCGGUUAUGAUGAACGACCUCGUUACAGGGAAGACGCGCGAGACACUAUCGAUCGCAUUGGGACAGGAAGGUAG